AUGGCGGCUGGCAUGGGCGGGCUGGAAGGAUUGCUCGGUGGACUGGCUGCUGGUGGUGCGUUGGAUGCUAUCUGGGAGAACCCCAUGGUGGCAAACAUCGCAUUCCACCCAAGCAAGAUUGAGCCGAGCUAUUUGGAUUCUACGGGUCCCAUCCGAGAUGGUACCUUUGACACCUCCGAUGGGAACAAGAUCAGCUACAGGUUCUACGUGCCUUCAAGCAUGAAGCCCAAGAUCGUGGUGUACUUCUUUCAUGGCAAUGCCGAAGUUUGCACUGCCAUGGAUGACAUUGCUGAGAUGCUUCACGCGCAUGGGGCUGCAUUGCUGUCCAUUGACUACAGAGGCUACGCUUGGGGCACAGGCCAGCCAAGUCUCAAAAAGCUUUGCGCGGAUGCGGACCAGUGCUUCACUGCCAGCGAGGGUCUCCUGGCCGCUGCCGGCUUCGCGGAUGCGCGGCGGGUGGUCUUUGGGCGUUCCAUCGGCGCCACCUGUGCUGUGCACCUGGCGCAGAAGAGGGCGCGCAAGGUCCACGGGCUGAUCGUGGACUCGGGGCUGAUGUCCAUCAAGCAGCUGCCCACGGUGCAGAUGCUGGGGCCCAUGGUCUUCCAGGGCAACACCGAGAUGUUCCAGCAGCUGCCGGAGCCCUUCGACACUCUCGGUAAGCUGCCGGCUGUUGGCUGCCCCGCGCUGGUCAUGCACGGCGACAAGGACGAGAUUGUGCCCUACACCCAGGCCGUCCAGUGCCACGAUGCCCUGAAGACGCCCGCGAAGAAGCUGCAAUGUUGGGUAGGGGCGACACACAACGAUGUGUGGUGCCUCUAUGCAGAGCCCUGGCGACACGAGGUGAAGACGCUGCUGGAGCAGGCGCUGGAGUUUGAGAACUCCUUCCCAGCGGGCGCUUUGGUGGAGACGCACUCCCUGUCUGCCGCAGAGCUCAACGGCCUUCAGGGGCGCAUCUUGGGGCCUGAGAAGGACCGGCUUCGCGUGGAGCUGCCGGUGGGCGUGAAGGCGCUGAAGCCGAGCAACCUCAAGCUGCUUGAUGAGGAGCCUGAGAAAGGAGCUGACGACUUUCCGAUCGGCGCAACGGUCGAGGCCCAUUCGCUGUCCUCCGCCGAUCUCAAUGGUCGACGCGGGAAGGUCUUGGGCCCUCAGAACGAGCGCGUGCAGGUGGAGUUCGAGGAUGGCAAGAAGGCUCUGAAGCCUUGCAACUUGAAAGUGGUGGAAUGCCGAUUCUUGAAAGAUCCCGACGAACUGGUGGCACAGAGCUGUGAGGUUGCUCUGGCGACGAUUGCAUACUGGAAAGCCUGGGAGGAGCUUGAGGCAAGGAUAGCUGGCGAUGCCUGA
Effrenium voratum is the source of this 1341-nucleotide messenger RNA. The record is from the annotation of a GenBank genome assembly. Lineage: Eukaryota; Dinophyceae; Suessiales; Symbiodiniaceae.